UCCUUCUUCUUCUUAUUUCUACCCCCUUUUUGUUUUUUUUUUUCUCGGAAAAAAAAAAGAAAUUGAGGCGAGGGUUUUUGUUUCAAAGGCUAAUGGAGGGCUCCUCUUUUCAGUCCUUUGAUCAUAAUCAAAGGCCUUCUGGCGCUUCCAAGUUCCUCUCUAACCUUCCCUCUCGCGGCCACCUGUCCUCCACCGUCAUCACCUCCAAUCUGGGGGGCAUGCGAGUUUAUAUUUGUGAGCACAACACUUCUCCGCCAGAGAAUCAGCACAUAAAGACAAACCAACAGAACAUACUUAUUAGAUCACUUAUGCUUAAUAACAAGAAGGGUGAUUCCAGUUCAAAGGAUGUGAAAGCUACAGCUGAGGGUCCUAGAAAGAGGCCUGCUGAAAGAGUCAUGGAUAGCAGGGCUUCAGCAAAGAAAGCCAAUACACAAAGUAGUUCUCGAUCAGAGGGAUCGAGCAGUCGUACAGCUGAGAAGGACUACCAUAGUUUGACCGUAGAGAGGCUUCGAGCCCUUCUUAAGGAAAGAGGACUUUCACCCAAAGGAAAGAAGGAUGAGCUGAUUGCGCGCUUGAAAUGUGUAAAUGGUUCAGCUCAGAAGUCGGACUGACGAUUUAUCUAUCUCAAUCUAUACGCAGCCAGAGGUAAGAGAAGUAGGCGAUCAUGUUGUCUUUGGUUUAACUUAGGAAAGUUGCCCUAAAAGGUAAGGUUUGGCUUAGAAUAGUGUUCUCUGAAGACAAUAAGAUUGAAUCAGAGACAGAAUUACAAUGGGGGCAAUAGGGGCACCACUGAAAUUUUAAAACUUUUUUUUGUAAUAUUUGUGUAAUUACUUCAAGUUUUAAAAUGGUUUUGAUUUGCUUUUAUUGAAAUU
Messenger RNA from Durio zibethinus, 872 nucleotides. Its product is annotated as protein LOWER TEMPERATURE 1-like. Gene Ontology annotation, biological process: positive regulation of proteasomal ubiquitin-dependent protein catabolic process. Lineage: Eukaryota; Viridiplantae; Streptophyta; Magnoliopsida; Malvales; Malvaceae. Gene Ontology annotation, cellular component: Cul4-RING E3 ubiquitin ligase complex. The record is from RefSeq and is a predicted model, not a curated record.